Molecule: messenger RNA, 1620 nt
Organism: Gossypium arboreum
Lineage: Eukaryota; Viridiplantae; Streptophyta; Magnoliopsida; Malvales; Malvaceae
Exons: 4
Coding region: 783-1358 (191 amino acids)
Biological process (GO): mRNA processing
Source: RefSeq, a predicted model, not a curated record
GGCUUGGCCAUUCUCCCACUUAUUCAAUACAAUAAAACUUUUCAGGGGUUUGGUUGGCUGUAAACCUAUUCCUUUAAAUAACCAUUACAGUUUGAACAGCCAUUACAGCCUGAUUCCUCAAAACCUGUGAAUAGCUAUUCAAUGCCACCUCCUCUGAAUAGUUAUUCAAAGCUUUCAGUAAUAUACAAAAUUAUUUUUCUUUCCUUUUCUACCCAUCUCACAUCAUUUUGAACUCCCAACUCCCAUAUGAGAUUUUUUCAACAAAUUUUAAAGAUUAUGCGAGUAUGAAAUUUCUCUUUUUUAUAUAAACUUUCUCUUCUUUUACUUUCUCUUUACUCUCACCAUUCCCCCAAUAUACCCGUGUAGAACGUUUGGAGUGAGCAGGAAGAGGGGUUUGAAAGAACAGCAGAAGCAGCCAUGGCGAAGAAGAUCAGCGUAACAAAGAAAGCCUUGAUUCCAGGUUUAAUCAAAUCCUCAAGAAUGUCCAAGGCUAGAACAAUAUUUGAUGUUGACAUUGACAAUUUUGAAUAAAAGCCGUGGAAAUAUCCUGGUGUUGAUCUUUCAGGCUUCUUUAACUUUGGUCUAAAUGAGGAGAGCUGGAAAGAUUAUUGCAAACAACUGGUAAUUACUACAGUGAUUCUUUAUAUUUAGUUCUUGUCGGAACUAAGAUCUUGGAACGUUCAAUGUUGAAAUCUUCUAGGAACAACGUCGCUUGGAGACAACUAUGCAAAGCAAAAUUCGUGUUUAUGAAAAUGGGCAAACAGAGCAGAUAAAUUAGGGUUAUGAUCCAGAUUUGCCUCCAGAAUUGGCAGCAGCAACUGGGCAAGAGACUUCAGCUGAUACUGCUAAUCUUGGAAGGUCAAAUGGAGGAUCUUCGAGGAGAUCUUGCAUCUGAAGCUGAUAUUGCGCAUGAAGAUACUGAAUAUGUUAAUGGUUUUCCAGAUGCUUAUAGCAGCCGAAAGAGGGAACUAGUUGAAAGAACUAUGAACUCUAUUCAGACUAAUGUGCCUGAAGAUGAUGGCAUUUUGCCCUUCUGUGGGGAAAUAUCACGCCCAUAUGGUCCUGGAUUUAGGAGCCAGAGUCCUAUGUAUCAUAACGGAAACUUUGGCAGUCCUCGUGAUGAGAGGCAUAGGCAGGGAAGAGCACGUGAGAGAUCCCCUCACAUGACACCUAGUCGAGGUAAACGGGACAAGUUAAGUGAUACCCAUUCCCAUGAGGAAUCUGUUGAAAGCAUGGAUCACAAAUCUCCUCUUCUCGUUAAGGAUGACGUUGAUGAUGAGCUUGAGCCAACUGAUAGAAGCCCUGUUACAGAAAAGGACUUUGAGCUUGAGCCAGCUGAUAGAAGCCCUGUUACAUAACUCGACAAAGUACCGCUACUGAGUAUUCUUACAACCUAUAGUUGAUCAGAAUGUAGAAUGUGUGUCGUUUGCAAUGCUUGGUUGCAUGAAUGUGUAGGAUAAUCCAAUUUGAGAUGAAACUUUGAAAUAUAUAUUUUAUGUGCUAUUUUGAUGCUUUUUUACAGUAUAGCACCUUAGUUUGGAGUAACUUUCUUUACAGUUUGAUAAGGAACAAGUGUUUUAAUUUAACUAUAUAAAAAUAUAAAUGAUAUGUUUAUAAAAA